Messenger RNA from Symbiodinium pilosum, 1212 nucleotides. The record is from the annotation of a GenBank genome assembly. Lineage: Eukaryota; Dinophyceae; Suessiales; Symbiodiniaceae.
AUGCCCUUGUGCCAAUUUCUCACUCUGCCGUUGGUUGGGGUGGCGAGCGAUGCGUAUGGCCGAAAGAAGACGCUACUAGUCGUGUAUUGCCUUUCGAACAUCAGCCUGCUAUUUACAGAUCUGUUUGUUUUUUUCGACGUCUCCUACUGGUUUGCGAUUGCAAUCAAUCCGUUUCUGAAUGCCCAGCUCGUCACCACCAUUCUGAACGCCUCGUGCGUGGACCUCCUGGACAGCCAAGACAGAUCUGCAGGUAUUGCUCUCAUCUCGUCACUGGACACCGUGGCGUAUAUGAUAGGUUUGGUUACCGGAAUGCAUCUAACUUUGCAUCGCAACUUCUUAAUCGCCACCUGUUUGGUGCCAGUCUGCGCCAUCUGGUGUUACCUUGUCUUUCCAGAGACCCUUCCGGCAGAGAAGCGGCACUUCACCAUGAAUUACCGGAAUUUCCUGCCAUGGGAUUCGCUGCCAAUCUUGUGGCGGACGAACACUUUGAUGCGUCUCUCUAUAGUCACGGGAAUCGCGGCCUUUGUUGAUCAAAGCAGCUCCCGCAUGAUGGGCACCUACUACCAGCGCAUUAUGAACUGGACUGCGAAGGACAACUACGUGUUCGAGUCAUGCUGGGACUUCAGCAUGAUCGUAUGGCUUACGUUUCUCUUCCCGCUCCUAGUGAUUUAUGCUGGGGAGAUUGGAACCAUGGCGUUCGGACGACUAGUCGGCAGUCUCUAUUGCUUCGUUGCAGUCUUCGUCAGAAAGCCAAGCCACGCUUUUGCGAACUGCUUGCUGUGCGCAGGGCCAAUGACCUUUGCCUUGCCAGCCGUGGCCGGGUUGAAGAGCCGGCUCGUGCACGAAGAAGAACAGGGCCGCAUGCAGUCUGCGAUCAGCACGGUCUAUGUGGUUUCUGGGAGCGUCGGGACGGUGAUUGGUGGAAUCUUCUUCGAAGAGUUUGGCAAUGUCAGCGAUACCGGUUCGUUUGACAAGCUUUACAUCUUGGCAGCGGGUCUGGUCUUGCUGAACUUGGCUGGAAUGCUCACAUCUUUUGGUCUCUUCUAUGACCUCUUUGGCAGAACCUAUCACCUGAUGGACGAGCGCGCAAGAGCCAUGUUUCCCAGCAUGAAGCGGGAAUUGUCAGGGGAAGAAAAUGCGCUGCGGGGAAGCCUCGAGAACAGCCCUGAGACGACAUCGACGACAACGACAUACGGAAGCGCAACUGCUUGA